This is a messenger RNA of Centropristis striata (black sea bass), 3759 nucleotides long. RefSeq names its product rhophilin, Rho GTPase binding protein 1 (gene rhpn1). Lineage: Eukaryota; Metazoa; Chordata; Actinopteri; Perciformes; Serranidae. The record is from RefSeq and is a predicted model, not a curated record. The transcript is spliced from 14 exons. The coding region runs from base 1 to 1944 and encodes 647 amino acids. Gene Ontology annotation, biological process: negative regulation of stress fiber assembly. Gene Ontology annotation, molecular function: protein binding.
AUGGGUCCUCACAAACCUCCCGCUCUUCCUCCUCGCUCUGCCAUCGCCAUGGAGACGCUAGCCAGAGACCUGGCCUGUGGCGGGACUCUGGAUCAUGACUCUGCAGCUCUCUCCGUCUCCAGAGCGACCACCAACAACAAGGUGAAGGAGACGGUUGCUCUGGAGCUCAGCUUCGUCAACUCCAACCUGCAGCUGCUGAAGGAGGAGCUGGAGGAGCUGAACAGCAACAUGGAGGUGUACCAGACAGACAGUGAGGCCAUCAACGUCCCCAUGAUCCCUCUGGGCCUGAAGGAAACCAAAGAGGUGGACUUCACAGUCCCCAUCCAGGACUUCAUCUGUGAGCACUAUGGAGACGACAGCUCUCUGUACCAGCAGGAGAUCAGAGAGCUGAUGGAGCUCCGACAGGCCAUGCGGACCCCCAGCAGGACCCAGUCUGGUCUGGAGCUCCUGAUGGAGUACUAUAACCAGCUGUUCUAUCUGGACCAGAGGUUCUUCCCUCUGCACCGGACCCUGGGGGUCCACUUCCACUGGUACGACUCUCUGACCGGCGUCCCGUCCUGUCAGCGGACGCUGGCCUUUGAAAAAGGAAGUGUGUUGUUCAACAUCGGCGCUCUGUACACUCAGAUCGGAGCGAGGCAGGACCGCUCUGCUGCCGCCGGCAUCGACCGAGCCAUAGACGCCUUCCAGAGAGCUGCAGGUGCAUUUAAUUAUCUGAAGGAGAACUUCUCCAACGCUCCCAGUCUGGACAUGAGCGGCCCGUCUCUGUGCAUGCUGGUGCGUCUGAUGGUGGCCCAGGUUCAGGAGUGUGUCUUUGAACGCCUCACGCUCACCACGCAGGACACACACUUCACCUCCCAGCUGCGCCUGGCGCAGGAGGCUGCCAGGGUGUCAGACGUCUACCUGCUGGUGCAGCAGACCGUCAGCCAGCCUCUGAUGAAGGACUACGUGCCGUUCUCCUGGGCCUCCAUGGUUCAGGUCAAAGCUGAACACUUCAGGGCUCUGUCACACUACCACGCUGCUGUGGCCCUCUGUGACCACAUGACGUCUGCUGAGGAGGAGGAGGGUGAGGAGGAAGAGGAGAAAGCUUUCCUCCAGUUCUACGUGAACGUUCCUGCAGGAGCCUCACUGAGCCACGUUCUCCAGGACGCUGAGAAGAGGAGGAAGCUGGGUAAAGCCCACCUGAGGCGUGCUGUGAUCCGAUUGGAGGAGGCCCUGCGUGUCCACGGUCUGUGUAAGGUCCUGAGGAAGAUGGACAUCCUGCAGGACGUCCUGUCCCUGACUCACAAACGCUCCCUGGACAAAUACUCUGAGCUGGACCGGGAGGACGACUUCGACGACCCGGCCGAGGCUCCAGAGAUCCAGGCUCAAACUCACCACAAACCAGAAAUCACCCCCACCAACUUCUCCACAGUCCAGGUGACGGACAUCUUCCACAGACUGGGGCCCCUGUCUGUGUUCUGUGCCAGAGCUCGCUGGGGCCCGGUGAGGGUCGUCCUCCUGCAGAGCGGAGAGGGAGGUCUGGGCCUCACGCUGAGGGGGGACAGCCCAGUCCUGGUGGCCGGAGUGGUACCUGGAGGCUGUGCAGCGGAGGCGGGGCUUAGGGAGGGGGACUACAUCGUGGCGGUGGACGGUCUGGACUGUAAGUGGUCCAAACACGGAGAGGUGGUCGACCUGCUGAGGAGAGACGGAGGGGCGGAGCUUAGCGUGGUCACUCUGCACUCACACGACACACAGGUGGAGAGGCGGAGCCUCAUGGUUUCCCACGGCGACAAGGAGAACACACGGCAGCGUCUGGUGGGCGGAGCUAAAGGCCAGAGCUCCGCCUCCCUGCUGAACUGGAACAGGAAGAAGAAAAGGGAAGGAGGCGGAGCCACCAAGAGACGAGGGGGGGCCACCUUCAGUCUGUCCUUUGGGACCAUCAGAGACCCUGAGGACAUGUACUGAUCCAGGACCAGGACUGAACCAGGACCAGGACUGAUCCAGGACCAGGACAUGUACUGAUCCAGGACCAGGACUGAACCAGGACCAGGACUGAUCCAGGACCAGGACUGAUCCAGGGCUGAGGAGGACCAUGUACUGACCCGGGACAGGACUCAGGGACCCAGCAGUGACUGGUGGUCCUGACUGACGGCUGCAGCAGGAACCUGAUCAGGGAUCAGACGGGCCCAUCAGGAUCAUCCAGAGAAACCUGCUGCCGUCCUGAUCAGUCCUGAUCAGUCCUGGAUCUGGAUCAGUCCUGAUCAGUCCUGGAUCAGUCCUGGACUCUAACAGGAGACUCUGAAGACCUGCUGCAGACUGAAGAAACCAGCUCAGAGUCCCGUCUUGUGGUCCAGUUUUAACCCGUUAAAGGAGGAAAUCAUUUCCACAUUUCUACCAUUAAACCUGUUGGGAGCUGUUGUGUUAUUCUACCAUUAAAGGUGGAAAGAGGAUACGUGGUUUUGUAGUAUUUGUAGUUUUUUCCACCUAUUUUUAGCACCUAUGUUUAUAUGUCUGGUGCAACUAAAUUUGUUUGGACAAAUAUAAUGAUAACAACAAAAAUAUCUGAUAAGAGUUUAAUUUAAGAGCUGAUAUCUAGACAUUUAACAUGGUUUUAUUGAUAAUAACCAACAUCAUUAUUAAAUCAUUAUCAAGAUUAUCAUUAUUUUUGGUCAUUUUGUGUCUUUUCCGAUCAUUUUACGUCUAUUUUUGGUCAAUUUGUUUCUAGUUUGAUAAUUUUGUGUCAUUUUUUAGUAAUUUUUACAUAUAUUUUUGGUCCUUUUGUCUUUUUUGGUCAUUUUGUAUCAUUUUUACAUCUAUUUUUGGUCCAUUUGUUUUCUUUUUUGGUCAUUUUUAUGUCUUUUAGGUCAAUUUGUGUCUUUAUUGGUAAUUUUUAUGUCUAUUUUUGGUAAUUUUGUAUCGUUUUUAGUCAUUUUUGCAUCUAUUUUUGAUCAUUUUGUGUCUUUUUUUAGUAUUUUUUACAUCUACAGUCAUGGAAACAUUCUUGAUAAUAACCAUAAUCACGAUCAAUAAAACCAUGUUAAAUGUCUAGAUAUCAGCUCUUAAAUUAAACUCUUAUCAGAUAUUUUUGUUGUUAUCAUUAUAUUUGUCCAAACAAAUGAACCUUUAGUUGAACCAGACAUUAAAAUGAACCAGAAACUGAAGAAAACAAGGAGGUCUGAUCAUUAUUUUCCAUGAUGUUUCCUGAUGAUUCUCUGUGUAUCAGCUGUAAAUAUUUAGUAGAUAUGAAGGAAAACAAAGUAAAAUCUUCUGAAAACAUUCAUGUAAACAGAAGAGUUCCAUAUUUCACGUGUUUAAUCAUGUGUUGAUACUUUAAUAACAAUCAGCAGAUAUUAAUGUUAGUGUUGUUGUUUAGAUGAUUGAAUCACUGAUGUUUUCUAGUUUUGGUGUUUUAAUGAACUGUGAAUAUUGAAUGUUAAUAAUGUAGCUGUGACUUUUCAGUUUUUGUGUAUUUGAAAUGUGACAUGUUGUUUAUUUUGUCCUCGUGGGUCCAGCCAGUGUCCCGUCCUGUUUAUAUUUUAUCUCAUUUUAUCGUUUUACAGGUUUUUCUUUUGUUUGCCAUUAAAAGCUGAAUUACUUUUAUUACAAAUAUUAACCAUGAAAUAAAAGUUGAAAUCUGUAAAGUGAUAAAUUGGGACAUUAUAUAAAUAUUCAGUGUUAUUGAAUUGCGUAAUGUUCUUAAAUGUUAAACAGUGAAUUCUAUAUAAAAAUAAAAAUAAAUACACAUCAUACUGCUGAAUGUAAAAUUAGUGAAACUUUGUU